Messenger RNA from Ciona intestinalis (vase tunicate), 3260 nucleotides. NCBI's taxonomy places the organism in Eukaryota, Metazoa, Chordata, Ascidiacea, Phlebobranchia, Cionidae. The record is from RefSeq and is a predicted model, not a curated record.
GUGGCUGGGUAUUGAUCGGUUUAUGUACGUACGAGUUUUAAAUCAUAACCAUAUAGGCGGUUUUCGUAGCAGGUUUCCUUUGCUACAGAAAUAUACAGAAUGAGAUUGUGCCGUCGUAAGAUUUGUGUGUUUAAAAACUUACUUUCGUUUUCAGUUUUAAUUAUAUUUAUAACAGAUGAGGUAUGUGGACAAGCAUGCGACUCAGUUCUGUCGGUCCGAGGUAUAAUAGUCAGUGAAGGUUACCCCGAGGCUUACCCAAACCUGUAUGAUUGCACAUGGAUAAUUGAUGCAACGGAUGCACAAACAGUUACCAUCGUGUUUGAAGACUUCGCUGUAGAACCCGGGGAAACUUGCGAAUUUGAUUCUCUUGAAGUUCGAGCUGCUGCAGGCAGUCGCAAAUUAUGCGGGGACCGAGUUGAAAAACUUGGAGGUAGAAUAACAGUUCAAGGAAAAACGAUUCUCAGGCUAACUUCUGAUGAUUCUGUCCAAGAAAGAGGAUUUAAACUUCGAUUUCAAGUUUCUGAAGACGAGAGUGCGGUGACAACUACCACGGUUGCCCCAGCUACAACUCCUCCACCGGGUGUGACGUGUGAUGACGAACCUUGUCAGAAUGACGGCUUUUGUGAAAUGGUGGAAGGCGACGUAAUAUGUUUAUGCGAAGAUGGUUUCGAAGGAGACUACUGCCAAAUUAACGUAGACGACUGUGCCUCGAAUCCGUGUGAAAACGGUGCAACCUGCGUAGAUGGGGUCAACCGAUGGUCUUGUAAUUGCGUGCCUGGUUUUCUAGGAGAAACAUGCGCAAUAAACAACGAUGAAUGUAGAUCUGCACCUUGUGUUAACGGCGGGACCUGUGUGGAUGGCGUUAACCGCUUCCAAUGUGUUUGUGUUGAAGGCUGGACUGGCUGGGAUUGCGCGACGGACAUUGACGAGUGCGAUCCAAACCCUUGCCGCAAUUAUGGAGUGUGCGAAGACCACUUGGCUUCGUUUACGUGUGUUUGUCACCCAAGUUAUACAGGCCCAACAUGCGAGACACCAAUCUCGUCUUCGACUCCAGCACCUCCUACAGCGGCUCGACCAGCGGACGAAGAAGCUCCCAUUGAACCAAAUAGACGUAGACCACCUUCUAACAAUGCUCCUGCACCCCUUCCUGAAGAAACGCAGCCAGCAAAUAACACGCCGGUUUCCCCGGACGAGCAACCAAACGCAGGGCAAGGAGACGCACAAAGAGAUACAAGUCCCCAGCGCGAACCAGCAGCAGGCCAACCGCCUCCUGAGAGAAGGCCAAACAACACUGGACAAAAUCAAGCCGGUCCUGCUAAUGGUAACAAUGAAGACGACCAUGGGGAUCAUAACAACACAGGAAACCACGACCACCAACAUGAUAACAAGACGAAUAUGAUCAUUGGUUGCGCUGUACCAGCAGUGUUGGUGCUUGGUGGGUUAGCUGGUGCCUUGUAUUAUAUCAAGGCAAACCGACCGGGGAAAAUUCUGCCGCAGACAGAUAAACCAGCGACUGAAACAGAUCUGAUCGAAAGCUCCAGAGAUCGGGAAAAGCAGCGCAUCGCUCCAAAGACUGAAGAAACAGAACCGUUAAAGAAAGCAGACCCGUCAAAGCGGACAACAAAAAAGAAAACACGAAAAUUAACAAAAAAGAAAAGGUCGCAAAGGAUCUCGAAGGAUUCCGACUCUUCGGACAGCGGUAUCACAUCUCGCGCCACGACGUCAACUAAUAUGGAUGAGCGGAGGUCGACCCAUAGACCAAAGCCACCUCUCACUAUUUCGCUCAAUUCCCAGCCGGGUAAAAAAGAAGAGAUAAAAACGUCAGUAGAAGAACGAAUUGCGGAACUUGAAAACAGGGAUAGUUUGUUCAGGAACAGAAAUGAACAUCCAUCGCAUGGUGAUGUUCUUGAUCCGUUACCAAAAGGUGCUGCAACUCUUGGGGAAACGGCAUUGGAUCCAAAUACAUCAAGACCUAGGCGUUUGGAGAAGCUUAAAAAGAAGAAGAAGACUAAGAAGUCAACCCGGCUUAACAAGCUAAUAGUACCCGGCGAAAUAAGCACCGCACCACCUGAAGAACCUCAGCCAACAGUCGUUGAAGUAUAUGGAGACGCUUCGGGUCCUCAGAUGCCCAAACCAUACGAAUACAUCGAAGAAUUGCCAUCAGACAAGCAUGGACCCAGCCCGAGUGCCGGAACUUUUAAUGCGGAAUGUUUGGACCCAACAAUAAAAGAUAAUUUAGCUAAAUCAGAAACACCUCCAAACGUUAAAGGCAGAAGAAAACGCAAACCAGUUCGAAGAAUCAAAGGACCUCGUCCGAAAACUGCAACGACGGAGAACGAACUUCGGAUCCGUAAUCUUCCGAUUCAUUCCGAAACACGGGAAGUGUUUUCUGCACCAAAACGACCUGACAGUCUUUUUACGACACCUCAUACACCAGAAGCAAAUCCUACCAAAAAAGACCCUGACUCUCCUACCGUUAUCAGGUUUGACAGACAUGACCAUGAACCAACUUCUCCCCUUGACUCGAAACCAACCAGCGUACCAAUAUUCGAAUCACACGAAGAUAUUCCUCCGUGGUCAUUCCAGCCUCCACCUAAAGAGCAAUCCUCGAAUAAAAUCUCUCAACUAAAAUUUGACUUCACCAAACACAAGAUAUUUCCAAGCAACAAACCAUUCUCUUUUCAAAAUAAUAACCAAUCUUUUGAGCCACCUUUAACAUCCUCUGGGCCCUUAUUUCAAAAGCCGUCAUCCCCAACUCAACUUACGUUACCAAUACGUCAAACUGCAUCACAAACGCUAUCAGAAGAUGCGUUUGAAAGCAGACACCCAAGGCUUCACGAAAUUCCGCAUACACCUGCUAUGGCGGAUUUCCACGAAACACCUACGGUUGUAGCAAGGCCACAGUUUUUGAGCCCCCUUUCCACAAAACACCCGGUGAAACCACCAGUGAAACCAUUCACACUUCCAGGACCGCGUAUUAAAAACACAUUUGAUUUUUCCUCGAAAAAGAACAGCUAAGACAUGGCCUUGUUACACAAUUAAGAUUCAUUGUAAGUAUAUAUCAAAGCCUGUACCGUCAGAAGAUUCAUAUAUAUAUAUAUAAUAGCAGUAGUAUUCUAUCACAGAGUAUGACUUACAAAACAUACAAAACAUUAAACAAACGUUGUACAAAGUAACAAAAAGUAAAACUACUUCUUUUAAAUCAGUCGAAAAGAAAAGCGUUUUCUCUGUUCAGUCUGAGUGAAGUUCGACCGCUCAUA